Daphnia magna is the source of this 900-nucleotide messenger RNA. Its product is annotated as lipase member H. Gene Ontology annotation, biological process: lipid metabolic process. Lineage: Eukaryota; Metazoa; Arthropoda; Branchiopoda; Diplostraca; Daphniidae. The transcript has 6 exons. Gene Ontology annotation, molecular function: lipase activity. The record is from RefSeq and is a predicted model, not a curated record. Bases 274 to 735 code for a protein of 153 amino acids.
AAAGCAAAGUGGGACAAAUAAUAUCAGUUGCCAGCAAAAGGAUGACUUGAGUACAAACUUUUCUUAUUCUAAAACCAUAAUAUAUUGGCAGAAUACCUACUCCAGGAGGACUGUAAUUUUAUAUCGGUGGACUGGUCUGUUCUAGCUGAAGGUGACCAUGUAACUGUUUCUUUAAUCAAUGUACCUAUAGCUGGAGCUGCAACUGGGGCAUUUGUGGAUUUUCUCAUUGGUCAAGGAACACCACUCUCAGCUUUCCACUUGAUUGGAUUCAGCAUGGGGGCUCACGUAGUUGGAAAUGCCGGAGCAGCAGUAGCCUCUGGAAUAUUGCCAAGAAUCACUGGUUUGGAUCCGGCAUCCGAUGAUUUCCCACUUGAUUCAAUUGAUAAUCGGCUAGAUAAAACAGACGCUUUUUUCGUCGACAUCAUUCAUACCUACGUCGCCUUCGUGAAUAUGACUGGACAUGCAGAUUUCUAUCCGAAUGGUGGUCUAAUUCAAGCUGGAUGUCCAGUACCUGACCUUGAAUGUUGCAAUCACUGUCGCGUCGUGGACCUUUAUGCGGAAUCCAUCAACAGCCCCUUAGGCUUCAAUGCAUUUCAGUGCGAUUCGUGGGAAAAUUACCAAAAUGGAGAUUGCCAAGAAAACGUCAAUACGUUGAUGGGCGAACCAGUUUCAAUAAAUGUCCGAGGAUCGUUCUUUUUAGCAACAAACAGGGAAUCGCCGUUUGCCCAAGGAUGACUUUUAAACUUGGCUGAAAACGUCUCACCUCCAAUGAUUUAUCGACUGAAGUAGCUAGAAUGUUAUACUGAGUAAAUUAUAUAGCAUGGUAAUUUGUACGCAGAGAAUUGAAGGCAUUGUGUAAAAUUCCGAUUGUUAAAAAUGAAUUUAGCUUUUGGAAAAGUA